This is a messenger RNA of Exophiala bonariae, 1602 nucleotides long. RefSeq lists its product as uncharacterized. The record is from RefSeq and is a predicted model, not a curated record. Bases 1 to 1602 code for a protein of 533 amino acids. NCBI's taxonomy places the organism in Eukaryota, Fungi, Ascomycota, Eurotiomycetes, Chaetothyriales, Herpotrichiellaceae. The transcript has a single exon.
AUGUCUGGGGUGGGUGAAGUUCUAGCCAUCGUCAGUUGUGUGGCCGGACUCAUCCAAGCCUAUGAUUCUGGCACCCGCAUCGUCCGACAAAUCAAAGCGAGGCGCCAGGCCCAUGGCGCCCUCCCACCCUCUGACCUACUCGAGCAAUCUAUCGAGCAAGGUAAGAGGGAAAUCCAGAAGGUAGUCGAAAACGGAAAGCAGCGCUUCGGCCCAUCUUUCGAAGAAGGCGAUGGUGAGUACCUGGAACCACCAAACAGCAUAUAUCAAUCACUAACGUCGCAAACAGCCACCGCACAAAACGCUCUCUUCCGCAUCACCAUUGCGACACAGCAGGCUCUUUUGGAUGGCCUCACUCAGGCUCGAGAAGACGAUGGUAUCAUCGAUUUCGAAUAUUGUGUCAACACCUCGGACAAGGGUCGCAAUGAUGCCCUCAUCGCACUCCAUCAACUUUUCCAGCGCAAACUCGAGGAAGAGAUGGAGAGAAAGAGAUUACAACCCCCAACAUUGUCCACGGCGGCCCCUGCAUCACCUAUCGCACCUCCACCAUAUCAGCAUCAUCCUGUCCAAUCUGCAACUGCCAAACAAGACCAGCAGCCUCCAUCGCCAUUACCGAAGAUCAAGAAAUCCCGAACAUUUGGUGAAGCGAUUGGCUUCCGACGGAAGUCAAAGGAUAACAAAGACCUGUCCCCGACAGUAUCAAAUGUCCCAGACUCAGACAAAUUGGCCGAACUGUCACCCAGAUUGUCACAACACGAAAUCCAACCCUCGGUAAACCGGCGAAACACGAAUUCUUCUAUGCGUUCAAACGCCACCUGGUCCAGUGGUUCUACCGACUCUACUGUUGGUCAACCGAGACCAAUUACUCGAGCAGACACCUCCGCAUCUUCCAUCACCAUGGUCUCCCGGCGUGAUACCAAUUUCUCAACCAUCUCUGGCAUGUCUUCAAUGUCUGCCGUCUCAUCCAUCUCACCCAUCACAAAAUAUGGUGCUUGUUGCAAGUAUGCCUACGAAUUACGAGACGGCAAUGUCAAGAAAGGCCUGAUGCUGCAGUUGGCUGGCUUCUACAGCGAUCAUGCCUUUUAUGGCUGCGCCAGCACCAAAUGCGAAUUUCAAUGUCCAGCCUACAAGGACAAGAGUGGAUUCAGGAUGGACACAAGGGUUUUCAACACUCCUGGAGGAAUCAAGUAUCGAUGGCUGUUUCUUGCGAAAUCGCAUGUUCAGCAGAAGGAUUCUCGUUUUGCUUCAUUUCGAUGCUUGGUUUGCAUCCUCCUAAAGGACGAGUCGGCCGUCUACUCAAACCGAGAUUCACUAUUUGCACAUCUAGCAGAUCAUCAGGGUGCAUUCCUGGGCGAUACCUUGAUUGAAGGUCAAUUGUCCUUUGACAAUCAUGGAGCAAAAUCCGGCGGUGAUCUAGAUUUUGAUAUCCGGUUUCCAGAAGCUGCACCAAUCGAGCCGUCCAGAGAGGAUCAAGGAGUGGCCGUGGUCGUUUCUGCGACACUGCCACUGGAUACUCAUCAGUUUUCCCAGAGCAUACCUAUUAAAACCCCAGCCGUGAAUGCAUAUCCUCAUGAGCCGGAUUACAACCCUUGGGCAACCACUUGA